UCGUGCCACGUGACGCGUGUCCUUUCCUUGCGAUGUUUUGAACAACAUUAUAAUCAUAAUCUUUCCUAUCGCAUUUCUUUCCUUUUGUGUGCGAAUUUUUCUUCCCAAAGACGCGGUCUCGCCGCCGGUUUAAUGAAGAAGAAGUCCUUGGUUUGUGUUUGAACAAGACCGUUAAAAAGACCGCUUUCAAAUGUCAGAAUAUGGGGUACAAACAUCAAGACGAACACAGUAUAGUGGAACUGAUUUGAACAAUGACCUCGGCAUUGGCAGUCGAAAAAGGACUCUGGACGACAAUGAAUCGCACCGAAUUCAAAACUUUAAUAACGCGAAAACCGCAGGCAGAGAUUCACCUGGGUUGAAAGACGACGAAGAUAAAUAUUAUCAGUAUUUAUUGCACAAAAGCUCUACAAAUCGUCGGUCGCAACACGAAGGAACGCUGGUUUCUGCACAAAACGGAACUGCAACGACUCGUAAUGAAAGAGUGUCGCUUGGUCGGCCGAAUAAUUUUCAGAAUAGGCCUACUUCGCAGCAAAGCAAUAAGCAAACAAAUAGGGAUUCGUCUGGUCUUCGCAGCAAUGUGUACCGAAGUCAUUUGAGCGGGCCGGCGUAUAUCAACAAUGACAGGAAAUCAAAUUCCCCAUCGCCUACAAAUCGCGAAAUGGCAAGUGGACCGAAACCCAGACCCAGGGUAAAGGAUCUACGAAGUCUUUUCGACUCCGGAAAGGCCGAGCAGAAUCCUGACAGUGUAAAGAGGAAAGAAAUCGGUAGCCACAACAAGGCACCUGCAGUUGUUCACGAGACCAAUACCGAUCAGGCAUUAUCAAAGGGCUUAUAUAAUGUAAACAGAGAUACUGUCAAAACAAAUAAUAUAAACGCGAAGACUAGUAACCAAACAACCAAAGAAGAAUAUAUUGAUAGUACAGCCCAUGGAAAUGUUGACAACGGGCAAUGGGAUGGUGAUAUUGUUCCCCUGGAGAGAGCAAGAGUUUUCUCAGAGCCAGGAGGAAAAGUCGUUCGGGGAGAUAAGAAGACCUCUCCCCAGAAUGGACAAAGUUUUAAAGGUAUCAAAUUAUCACACGAGGAAGCUAAGGGUGCAUGGAGACUUAGUCUUUCUGCUCAUCGACAUCAAAAGGACAGCUCGAGCGAAGAAGAAUCCUCCAGUGAAGGCUCAGAUGACGAGGAUGAUCAAGAUCCUAACGAUUCACGGCAUCGGAUCAGCGACAAACGAGUCAUUCAGAUGUUGCAGAAACGACAUCCAACUGAAGAGCUUAAGAAAAUGUUUGAUGGACCUGAGGCAUUUAAUGCUACAACUAAACGUCAGUCUUUUCAUGGCUCCUCUGAUCUGCUAAAUGAUGGAGGCUUUGAAAAAGGUCCGCUUGCAGAAGUCAGUACAAGUCCUCAGCCAGAUGCAAGGGUGGCUUCACCCCAGGGUGAGGCCAGUCCUCUAUUAGAUGGUAAUGACGAGGACUCACCUCCUUCUCUGAAAUAUGUCAGUACUGGGCCAGUCAAGGAUAAUAGUUUAGGAGUUGUUGGUGACUUUAACGUGUCCCAGUUCAUUGCUAGUCCGCUACCUCAAAGACAUCAUAUUCAGAACAAUGUUGAUGAAUCACAAGAGGAGCUUCAUAGUGAAAAUGCUCAGCUUGAUGUAAGCACCACUCAAGCUGAUAGCUAUAAAUCAAUGUAUCAUGAUUUCUUAAAAAAAGAAGGGCUUGCUCCUGAAGUUACACCAUCCCCUCCUAAAACCACCCAGCGAUACACAAGGGAGUCAUUUCGACCUCCCCUGUACUCUGAAGACAGCGAAGCCGACAGUCUAAUGCCGGGGGAGAAUCUUAAUGAAGAUAUUGCGACACAGCAACAGGUCAUCAAGGAAACUGAGCAAUCAGAGUUAAACGAGUCAGUCGAACCAUUAGAAACUGAUGAACCAAUUCCAAAAAAUGACAGUGCUGUUGAUCUGAUGCCGAAAGAGUAUGAUGAGGAUACGCCAGAUGAAGAUGCUAUUCAUGACUCGUCCUUUGAUGAAAGUGAUGUUGGAAGCACCACCUCUCCUGAACUUAAAUCAAACUUCCAAUUCAGUUAUAAUCUUCAGCAUCAUAAGGACCUUGAGGCUCCUAAAGAUGACACUGAUGGGAGACCAAAGGCGAAGGGAAAGCGCACAGUCCGGUUUACCCAGUCUAAUCAUACGGUUCACGAGACCUACCAUCCGUUAGAUUAUGAAAGGGGUAAUGAUGACAUUGAUCCUGUCAGCUCUUCUGCAGAAUGGGAACUGGAAAAACGUGUUGAGAAAAUGGAUGUGUUCUCUGUGGAUCUUGAUAAAGGAGAUCAACGAGGACUUGGUCUCAGCAUUGUUGGUCUUGGUGUUGGCACAGAUUCAGGAGUUGAGAAAUUGGGAAUAUUUGUCAAGUCACUCACAUCUGGUGGAGCAGCUGAGGCUGAUGGAAGGAUUCAAAUGAAUGAUCAGAUUUUGGAGGUGGAUGGUAUUUCACUGGUUGGAGUGUCUCAGAUGUUUGCAGCGCAGACCUUGAAGAACACCAAGGGUACUGUAAGGUUCCUAAUGGGGAGAGAGAAAGGCAGACAUGUAAACAAGGUUGAUGCUGACAAGUAUAUGGCCCGUUGUGACAAACUCGAAGAGGAAUUAACUCAGGCCAGGCAGCGAAUUCGUGAACUUGAAGCAGAAAGAGUUGUGGAUAAGGUCACGACAGAGGACUCCUCAGAUGACACGGAAGGCUUAAGAAAUAAGUUACGAUCGCUUGAAGAGAAGCUAACGAAGACUGGGGAGAGCCUGUCUGUGGCUGAACGUGAACACAGCGCCCUGCAGAAACAGCUGGAUGAGAGCAAGAAAUUAUACAGUCUCGUGCAAAAGAAGAAUACACAACUGAAAGAACAAUUGCAGAAUGAACAGCAGAAAAACCGAAAUGUACAAAGGAACAACAAUAGCUUUGGGGCAGGCGAAGAACAGUUGGUUGAACAACUUCAAGCGAGGGUACGUGAACUGGAAACUGCCCUUCGUGCAAACGGUCAAACUAACGCCAUCAAGGCUAGUAGCCGUGGCAACCAUGAGGACAGCAGUAUAUUUGAUCAGUACAUUCAACCAACACGAGGUCAACUGGAAACUAGUCACAGUUUAAGUCAAGAAAGUGAAAGUGAUUUUGAUGACAUUGUGAAAGCAACCCCAGCUGAGACAGCCGCUGACCUUGGUAAUGUUAUCCCUGCGACUGCCAUCCUCGAUCCCACAAUGCAACACGAUAAGAUCCAAGCUGCUGCUGGUGACGCUAGACGACGUAGACCAUCACGUGAUCAUAUACAACGACUUAGCAGAGACCUGGAUCCCGAUCAACAAGCUGAGAUAAUGAACAAGUCCGUGGAAGAUUUAGUCGAGAAGGUUCGUGAGUAUGCCGACGACCCCAACCUGGACUCUAAACCGAGGCGACCACUGACCGGUUAUUACGCAGGCGCGGAAGGAAAGGAUGAAGCAGCCUCACAGGUGAUACCGCUGAAUGUUGCGGUAAAGGAACACGAAGAGGAACGAAACAGUCUUACUCGUGGAAAAGAACGAGGAAGUAACGAGGGUAUUGCUCAGAAAACAAGAUCAAUGGAAGACCUGAGCCCUGGUUCAUCCCGAGAGAUUCUUGAUGAGCCUCGUGCCAAACCAAGACAUGAUCCGCAGACUUCCCCCGUGGACUCUGAUGAAAAAUCGACAAAGAAUCGAGCAAUCUCGCCCAGCAGUUCAACAGGAGAAGGGAUGAGUGAUCACGACGAACUAAGAACGACCAGCUCUGGGUCGAUUCCCGACGAAGGAAAGCCGGUCAUGGCCGAAUGGAAGAUAAAACCUUUAGCUGAAUGGGAUACGCAUCAGGUAAACUGCUGGUUGAUGUCAAUCGAACUAGAGGAGUACUCUGGCUUGUUUGCGACGCACAACAUUGACGGCAACGAAUUACUAACGAUGGAUAGCGCAAAGAUAAAGAAUAUUGGGGUGCAGCAAAAACAUCAAAAGCUGUUGAAAAAGAGGCUGAAAGAGUUGAGAAGCGAAAUGGAAAAACAAGAGAAACAGCGGUUGAAGAACAGGAAAGGCUCCAAGAAAUCAAAGAAGGUGCCGUUUUGGAAAGGAAAGUAUGAUAUCUCUAGUCAAUAGUAACCAGAGUUGACUAUAAACAAGCAUAUCUGGUCGCAUCGCCCAGAUCUUGCAUAUAUAGUUUAUGCAGUUGAUAAGCCCAAAAGAGUGAACAUGAUUCAUUGGACAACCGAAAUGAAAUCUUCCAUGACACCUAUGAGUUUCAUGAAAGCUAAAUAUCGAUUAUCUUGAAGCUUUUUAAAAGUCUGUUUAAUGAAUCAAUGCAUGUGGAGUGCGCUCAUAACGCGAUCAGCCGGGCUUAUCUAGUGCGUAAAUUUUCCGGAUUUUAAACAAUCAUACUUCGCUCAAAAAUGCACUUAUAUAAACUUAUAUUCAUCCUGUAGUAUCCACCUAGUAAUAUAUUCAUCCUGUAGUAUCCACCAGUUGCAGUGCGACAAGGCAAAAAGACUAGCAUUCCAGACUACAUAUAUAAGUCAACUAGAGGAUUCUCCAGUUGACUUAUAUACGUAGUCUGGAAUGCUAGUCUUUUUGCCUGCCUUGUAGCAUUCCGACAUAUCUUAGUUUUAAUAUUAUAAUGUGGAAAUUUCAGUUUUAACUGUAAUUUAUGAACACGGACCGCGGACGUUGAUGCAAAAUAGCCAGGCAUGUAUAUCCAUAAUUUGCGUCGAAUGCAUAUAGGUUUAAUUAAUGACGGAAUGAAUUUUUAAAUAAAUGACGGCAAUUUUAUGUAAGCAAAUUUAAUGUAGAAAGGUUAGGUGAUGCAUAUAGUGUAAAACUGAACAUUAUACAGUAAAUGUUUG
This is a messenger RNA of Dendronephthya gigantea, 4869 nucleotides long. Its product is annotated as neurabin-1-like. NCBI's taxonomy places the organism in Eukaryota, Metazoa, Cnidaria, Anthozoa, Malacalcyonacea, Nephtheidae. The record is from RefSeq and is a predicted model, not a curated record. Gene Ontology annotation, biological process: calcium-mediated signaling; actin filament organization; neuron projection development. Bases 191 to 4129 code for a protein of 1312 amino acids. Gene Ontology annotation, cellular component: dendrite; cytoplasm; postsynaptic density. The transcript has 15 exons. Gene Ontology annotation, molecular function: actin filament binding.